AUGUCAUUAUUAUUUUUCGAGUUUCAUCCGCAGCCACAGUGCAAAUUGCUGCCGCACGUUAAUAAAUUAUAAUAUUUAACAAUAAUAAUACAAACUUAAAGCUAAAACAUAGCUUUAAACGUUCAUCAACUUAAUUUAAGUGUUAAAAUAGUUCUAAAGUGUCAUUAAAUCGCAAAAAGAAAAAAACGAAAAGCAAAUACAAAACAAAAAGCCUAGAAUAAAUAAAAUAAAAACCUCUCAAGGCACGCAGCUAAGCAAGAGGUCGUCGUCGUCGUUGUGCUAUUUGUUGUUAUUUGUCAGCGUCACAUGCGCCUCUGCCGUUGCUGUUGAAUAAGUUUCACAUGUACAGCUAAUGUGCAUACCCUAUAGCUGCAAUUGCCCUGGUGAAUGCAAACUAAAGUACGAAAAUACAUUGCGAAGACUUUAAAGCUGUGCAGCGGCAACAACUGAAGGAGGAUCAAGCAGGAUCAUGCAGCAUCAUGUGCAUGCGACUCGGGCAGCUCCACAUUUACGGCAUCACAGUCAUCUGGCGAUGCCGUUUCCCACCAUGGAGCAACAAAUGUUGAGCACACUAAUAGCAACUGCACCAGAACAACAGCAACAACCGCAGCCGCAGCAGCAGCAACAACAGCAGCCGCCGCCACCGCAACGGGAACAUGGACGUGGCUCUUUGUUCUUUAGCGCUCAGCAUGACUUCCGCUCGAUAACGGGUUUCCAGCGACAGCAGCAACAGCAACAACAACAACAACAACAACAACAGCAGCAGCAGCAGCAGCAACAACAACAACUAGGGCCAUGCCUGAAUCAUCAUCAUCAUCAUCAGCAACAGCAGCAGCAGCAGCAACAUCAUCAGCCGCAUCAUCACGCCCUCGCACAGCAGCAGCAGCAGCAGCCACAAUUGAAUGCCGCAUAUCACAACAACAACAACAACAGUAACAGUAACAACAACAACAACAACAACGCCAACAAGAACAACAACAAUAGCAAUCAAAUGCAAAAAAUACGACAGCAACAUCAACAUCUCAGCAAUGGCCAUUUAGCAAAUUGCAAUCAAGCACCGCCGCCAGCAGCAACUCCACAGGGCUUCAAUCAUCCAACGGCGCUUGGUUAUGGCCAGCUGCCACAUCACAUGGCACAUUUGGGCAGCUAUGCGACACAGCCGCCGCCGGCGGCGCUGCAGAGCGGCAAACAGCCGCAUUACUACCUGAGCAAUGCCAAGCCCUCCAAGUACAGCAAUAAUGCCAACAAUAAUAGCAACGGCAACGGCAGCAAUAGUGGGAGUGGCAACGGCAGUAGCUAUGCCCAUUCAUCGAAAACCAUUCUGCAGAACACCUAUCGUCCGGCCAAGAUCAAUGGCCAGGCGUGCGGCUCAGCCACAGAGCCAGUAGCAGCAGUUGCUGCGACAGCGGCAGCUCCUGCUCCUGCUCCUGCUCCUGCAGAGCACUCGCAGCGCAAUGUGGGCAGGGGCAGCAAUAGCGAUAACCAUGUCCUGGCCAAUGAGGAGAUCUGUGAACUGGCGCCAGACGUGACGCCCAAUUGCUGUGAGCCAUCGGCGCCGUCGGCAGCGCAGGCCGACGAUCGCAGCAGCAGCGCCGAGCAUAUGGAUGCCGCUGGCACGCUCUCCAAUGAGGAUGGCAGUACGGGGCGCAAUGGCAAGGACAAGACGCCCAUGUGUCUGGUCAAUGAGCUGGCCCGGUACAACAAGAUCACGCAUCAGUAUCGCUUGACGGGCGAGCGCGGUCCGGCCCAUUGCAAAACCUUCACAGUCACCUUGAAGCUGGGCGAGGAGGAGUACUCGGCAGAUGGUUUCAAAAUCAAGAAAGCCCAGCACUUGGCCGCCUCCAAGGCCAUCGAGGAGACCAAAUACAAGCAUCCGCCACCAAAGAUACGUCGCAACGAUGAGAACAGCUCCACGCGCACCCACAUCACGCCCACCGUGGAGCUGAAUGCGCUGGCCAUGAAGCUGGGCCAGCGCACCUACUAUCUGCUGGAUCCGACGCAAAUGCCGCCUGCCGAGCAAAUGCUACCACCCGAAUAUGCCACACCGUUGUUGCCUACACCGGCGCCUGGUCUACCGCCACCGCCACCGCCGCCAUUCGCACUGCGCCGCAAUGCCAACGGCAGCUACGUGUUGCCAGCACCGCCCAUGCAUCCGCAUCAUGUGGCGAUGCAGACGCAACGCGCCAUCUACGGCCAUCAGCGCCCGUAUGCGCCGAAAUAUCAGUCACGCUUUACUUUGGCCCCGGCGCUGGGGCCGCAUAUGCUGGCCGGGCCGCAUGGGCCCUAUGCGCCCGCCCUGCCCGUGACCCCGAGCAAGAUAACCCUGUUCGUGGGCAAGCAGAAGUUCGUGGGAGUGGGCCGGACACUGCAGCAGGCCAAGCACGAUGCGGCGGCGAGGGCGCUGCAAGUGCUCAAGACGCAGGUGAAUAGCGCAACAGAGGAGGCGCUGGACGAUUCCAUGGAUGAGGGCGACAAGAAAUCGCCCAUAUCGCAGGUGCACGAGAUCGGCAUCAGGCGCAACAUGACGGUGCAUUUCAAGGUGCUGCGCGAGGAGGGCCCGGCGCACAUGAAGAACUUCAUCACGGCCUGCAUCGUGGGCUCCAUUGUGAGCGAGGGCGAGGGCAAUGGCAAGAAAAUAUCGAAGAAGCGUGCGGCGGAAAAGAUGCUAGCCGAGCUGCAGAAAUUGCCGCCGCUCACGCCCACCAAACAGACGCCCAUGAAGCGCAUCAAAGUGAAAACGCCCGGCAAGGGCGGUGCGGCAGCGGCGGCAGCUGCCACAGGCAUGACAGCUGCCGCCGUCACACCGCUCGCCAAGCCAGAGCGACGCAAGCGCUUGAGUGCACAUCAAAAGGAGAAGUCAACGGCCGACCAGGAUGAUGCCGAGAAUCCCAUCACGAAGCUCAUACAACUGCAGCAGACGCGCAAGGAGAAGGAGCCCAUCUUUGAGCUGAUUGCCAAGAAUGGCAACGAGUCGUGCAGGCGGCGUGAAUUCGUCAUGGAGGUCUCGGCCAGCGGACGCACAGCGCGCGGCACGGGCAACAGCAAAAAGCAGGCCAAACGUAACUCCGCCCAGGCCCUGCUGGAAUUGCUGGAGGGUACGGAGCACAGCGUUGGGGAGAUGGAGCAUGUCGUGGACCAUAAUGUGCCGACAGUUGCAACGGCGGCUGUGCCGGCAGCUGCGCUCACUAUGGAGCCAACUGUCGGCCUCGAGGUGCCCAUGGUCUCAACGCCUGCGGGUCCUGUGCCCGGCAUUCUAAUACUACGCCAAAACAAGAAACCAGCGAAGAAGAAAGAUGCGGUGGUUGUGGUCAAAGCCAACAUGGAGACAGCUAAGGAGAAGCAGGCCAAAGCAGAGGCUGCACCAGCUGCAGGGGAUAAGAGCACUCACAACAGCAACAGCCACACAAAUAUUAAUAAUAGUAACAACAACAGCAACAACAACAACAACAACAGCAACAACAGCAACAGCAGCAAUGAGUCUCAUGCCCAUGAGGCGGCCAAUGAGAGCAGCCUGAACACCUCGACGGGCAGCAAUACGAGCGGCGUCAGCAGCAACAGCAGUAAUGCGCCCGGAGCCAGCAGCAAUGCCAGCGGCGGUGGUGGCGACGGCAACAACAAUGCUGGCGGUGGUGCAGGCAGUGGCGGUGGCGGCGGCAGUGGCAGCGGCGGUGGUGUGCAUAUGAAAGAGCAGCUCAUAUAUCUUAGUAAAUUAUUGGAUUUCGAGGUCAACUUUUCGGACUAUCCCAAGGGUAAUCAUAAUGAGUUUCUAACCAUUGUCACGCUGUCGACAACGCCGCCGCAGAUCUGCCAUGGCGUGGGCACGAGCUGUGAGGAGUCACAGAAUGCAGCCGCACGCAAUGCACUCAAAAUCUUAAGCGAACUGGGCCUGAAUAAUGCCAAGAAAUAAGCCAAACUAAUCAACUGCAAUUUAUGUAUUCUUUUUAUUUUUAUUGCUAAAAAGCAAAGAGAAAAAUGCAAAAAAAAAAAAAAAAAAAAAAAAAAUCACCCGUCCACAAAUCAAACCUGAAAAAAUGAAAAACUAAGUAAAACGUGAAAGAAGAGUAGAGAAAGAAAAAACAGAAAAAAAAAAAAAUAAACAAACGCUGUGUGCAAGAAUGAAAAAGAAGAAGAUCAAAGAGCAAAGUAUGCAAGAAAAACAAAAACGAAAGGAAAUCAAAGCAAGAAACAGUAAUUUUUGAAAUAGUAAAUUAUUAGUUAAUACCUAUUUAUUUAUUUAUGUGCAAGUGUGCGCAAUGUGCAUUGUUUAUUUGAAUAUUUGUUUUAUAUAAAUACAAUGCGCAGGCUGCAUAAACUGCAGCUAUAUUAUAUUUAA
Molecule: messenger RNA, 4333 nt
Organism: Drosophila mojavensis
Lineage: Eukaryota; Metazoa; Arthropoda; Insecta; Diptera; Drosophilidae
Gene: stau
Product: maternal effect protein staufen
Source: RefSeq, a predicted model, not a curated record